GACUGGAUGAAAAGUCUUCAGGCAUUUUGCAGCUUACGGAAGACCACACAAACCACAUCCAAUAAGCGUCUUCGACAGGUUUGUAUUCGACAGGUCAGCAGUCUCCAUUUGCACAUAGAAGAAGCACACAAGCUCCCAGUCAAACAUUUCACUAGUCCGUACUGCAAUAUUUACCUGAAUAGUGUUCAGGUAGCCAAGACACAUGCUCGUGAAGGCCAAAAUCCUGUUUGGUCAGAAGAGUUUUUCUUUGAUGAUUUAUCGCCUGACAUAAACAGAUUUGAGAUUAGCCUCAGUAACAAAACAAAGAAAAGCAAAGAUCCUGACAUUUUAUUUAUGCGCUGCCAGUUAAACCGAUUGCAAAAAGGACAUGCAAUAGAUGAGUGGUUUCAGCUGAGUUCCCACAUACCACUGAAAGGUAUUGAGCCAGGGUCUUUGCGUGUUCGGGCAAGGUACUCUAUGGAGAAAAUUAUGCCAGAAGAGGAGUACAAUGAGUUCAAAGAGCUAAUUCUUCAAAAAGAGCUACAUGUAGUCACAGCGUUAUCACAUGUGUGUGGGCAAGAUCGUACACUACUAGCUAGCAUUUUAUUACGGAUUUUUCUACAUGAAAAAAUGGAGUCAUUACUUCUGCGAACACUAAAUGACCGAGAGAUCAGUGCAGAAGAUGAAGCUACAACUCUGUUCCGUGCCACAACUUUGGCAAGCACACUCAUGGAGCAAUAUAUGAAAGCUACUGCAACUCCAUUUGUUCAUCAUGCUCUCAAAGACACCAUUUUAAAAAUAAUGGAAAGCAAGCAGUCUUGUGAGUUAAAUCCUUCAAAGUUGGAAAAGAAUGAAGAUGUUCACACUAAUUUAGCGCACCUCUUAGGCAUACUUUCUGAAUUAGUGGAGAAGAUUUUUAUGGCAGCAGAAAUCCUUCCACCUACUUUGAGGUAUAUAUAUGGGUGCUUACAAAGAUCUGUUCAACAAAAGUGGACUUCUAACACGACUAUGAGGACCAGAGUUGUUAGUGGCUUUGUUUUUCUGCGACUAAUCUGUCCUGCUAUCCUUAAUCCAAGGAUGUUUAAUAUCAUCUCAGAUUCUCCUUCUCCAACUGCUGCAAGGACAUUGACGCUGGUCGCCAAGUCUCUGCAAAAUUUAGCAAAUUUGGUUGAAUUUGGAUCCAAAGAACCCUACAUGGAAGGUGUAAAUCCAUUCAUAAAAUGUAACAAGCAUCGUAUGAUCAUGUUCUUAGAUGAACUUGGGAAUGUACCUGAACUCCCUGAUACUACUGAGCACUGUAGGACUGACCUGUCCCGUAACCUGGCAGCUUUGCACGAAAUGUGUGUGGCACAUUCUGAUGAACUCCGAACUAUCAGCAAUGAGCGAGGAGCGCAACAGCAUGUUCUCAAAAAACUUCUGGCAAUAACAGAGCUUCUCCAGCAGAAACAAAACCAGUAUUGUGUAUCAAACAAUACCAGGUAG
Messenger RNA from Staurois parvus, 1461 nucleotides. Lineage: Eukaryota; Metazoa; Chordata; Amphibia; Anura; Ranidae. The record is from the annotation of a GenBank genome assembly.